Hydra vulgaris (swiftwater hydra) is the source of this 2511-nucleotide messenger RNA. RefSeq lists its product as uncharacterized. NCBI's taxonomy places the organism in Eukaryota, Metazoa, Cnidaria, Hydrozoa, Anthoathecata, Hydridae. The record is from RefSeq and is a predicted model, not a curated record.
AGCUCCACAUUAACUAAAUCGUAUUUUAACAGCCGAUAGAAAGUACUAAAAAGAUUGUCUAUUCAUAACGUUGAAUGCAAUUGUUUAUGGGUGGAGAGUUUUUUUCUAACAGCUACGUUCAAUAUCUUCAUACCGACAACUCGGCUUUUGUUACAACAUAAGGUGCAACAUGAUUUCGGCAAUUGUUUAAUCAUUGAAAGAUCUUGGAAACAUUAAAUGUUUCCCUCCUUCGAAUAAUGCGUCUAUUAGUAUGUAUUGUACAUGCGUGUGGUAAAUCACAAUAAAAUGUGAUUAUGAAUGUUGUUUUUUGUUGUUAGUGCCGGUUUGUUUACAUGAACGUUUUGCUUCGUAACGUAAAUAUUUUUUCUUUACUUGUUGCACACUUAGUUUUUUGUGUUUCAUCUGUUUUUAUAGAAGUAUUGCAAAUGUAAUAAGAUUGGAGUUAAAAGGAUGUGAUUGCACUACCUUGAACUUUAUUCUCAAAGUAAUUAGAAAAAAAAGAAGUUAAAUUACCUUUAGCGUUGAUUAAAUCAAAGAAACCGACACAAUAGUGUCAAAUCUUUGCCGCGUAUUUAACUCAGCGUAUUUUAAUGGCCGUCUUCAAGGUUAUACAAUUCAAAUAAAGUGAAGCAGAGAGAAAGUAGGUGUACCUGGAACUUUUUACGUUUUGUCUAUAUUCAAUGAAUCUUCUUUUAAAGUGCGUCUUUGUAAUAUGGUGUUGGAGUACGGUUUUCUGUGGCAUAGACCGUAGAAAAGUUGACAACAGCGCUAACGAGCGCGCACGACAAGCUUAUAACCUUAUUAAAAAAAAGCUCAAUGAAACAAAUGGCUGUAAAGAUUUACUGGGAAUCGAAGACUGUAGCAAUUUACGCCGGUAUAGACACCAAAUGAGGAUAUAUAUGGCAUCAAAAAAACAGCUCCAGCUUAAUGCAGUGAUGACAGAAUACUUUCAUCGCGAAUUUACUGAGUUAGAAGCAGUAGUAGUUGUUGACCCUAUUCCUGAAGCACAUUUUGGGCACACACUUGUUUUGAUUUUAAGCUAUGCAGGUCUUUCAAAAACAGAGUGUGACAACAAAGAAGGAAGCUAUUACAACCAAGGCGGUGUUACAGAAUGUUUAGUAUUUCCGGAUACAAAAAAAUGCCUUAUUCACAAGCAACUUAGUGGCGAUGCUUUUAAAACGUCUUGCACAGUAACUUUUUUGCCUCAAGUGUAUGAAAAAGCUUCAUUGGAACUACAAAACAAAUUACAAUGCAUGGACGAACUAGAAGGUUUUGCAUCAUGUCCAACAGUUCAUGCUCAAUCUGACACUCGAUGCAAUAAUGCAAUUAAAUGUGAACAACCUUCAAAUCAUUUAAAAGAAUCUUGUAAGUGGAAAUGCGAUUAUGGUUUAAUGAUUUUUGGAGGUUGGGACAAACAUACGCAAUCUGUUCGACAUUUACACAACAUCAAAGAUAUGUUUAAAUAUUUGAAAAAUAAAGGAUACAAUGAUAAAAAUAUCAGAAUCUUUUUUGCAAAUAACUCUACAAUAGAUCUUGAUGGCAAUCCAAACACACAAGAUACUCUUCCUGCUGAUGACUCUAAUGUCAUUAGUAAUCAUUUGAAACACGUAUGUGAACUUAAUGAGCACUGCAUUGAUACCUUAACCAUAUAUCUAAAUGGUCCUACAUUACGAAACGGUGAUAUACUGUUGUGGGAUAAAAAUAAAGACGGCACCGCAAGUGAUUUUGGCAAACUAUCAAUCAACAAACUUUUAAGUCCUCUCGAAAAUUGUGGUGCAAAAGAUAUAAUAAUUAUUGCAGACCAGAAUCACGCUGGUCAUAUUAUUGAUGAAGUCACAAAAGGAAGGAAACGUGGCAUAAAAAACUUUAACAACAUUUUUGUUAUUGCGUCGAGCGCAAAAGAUACUUACACAUACAAGAGAGAUUUCACGCAAAAAUUUAUUCAGCUCGAUAAUGUUCAUAUUGACUCUAGUACAUCCAUAGCAACUUCAAGGCUGUUAGUUAACAUAUCUAAGGAUCUAAAAGAGUUGCUAAAAACUAAAAACAAAAUUGAUUUUUUGGAAAGCGACAAUAUAAACUUAUCUAUCACUGGAAAUCAGUUUCUUCCGCCUGGAUGUACAACAAAUAUAAAAUAUGUAUCCGAUAGUCUUGAGUGGACAGAUAAAAGUACAUUAAAAUGAAACGGUAUUUAAAAAGAAAGAAGACCGGGUUGUAUUCAACACAGAAAUUGACAACAAUGUCUUUAUUGAAAAGCAAAAGAAAAGCAUUCUUGAAGUUGCUUUUAAAAUGUUCUUAAUAAAAAACUGUGAAAUCAAAAUGGUUCGUAAUUUAUUAAUUCUUAUACAAGUACCAUUUGCUUUCAGUUUUUAAAUAUUUUCAAAAAAUCCUAGAUACAAAAUAGUACAAAAUUGUAAAUAAAGAUGUAUAUAUAACAAAAAAUAAAGUAUUUUAUUGAUUCAACAUUGUAUAAAAAAAUAUUUUAAAUUGUGUUUAAAAUAAAAAGAUUGAUUA